UCUACUCAAGCAUUCGUAAAAUCACUAAUCUUCUACUUUCUUACUUUCACCGAUCAAGAAACCAUGGUCCGUGACAGCAGAGGCAACGUAAUUCCCUGCACGAAAUCUUCCUUCGUUGCCGACACGCAAGGGCAAUACAUUCCCAUACAUCCUGCUGGCACAGGUAAGUCUGGACAAGUAUGGUACGCACUUUCUGCCAAAGAAGCGUUCUCAUCGAGCAAACCCUCACCAUGCCAACUAAUCGCUAAGAUUUGUGCUGUCAAGAUAUUUCCCGCUGGUGUAAGCUUGCGAACCUACGAAAACUCGAAACGGCAUCCCAAUGAUAACGUGGAAGAAGUAAAGGCCAUGUCGAAGAUUUCUCGUAUCGCUAAGGGAGACAUGAUGAGACAUUUCCCUCAGUUUAUUGAAGCGCUGAUAUCCAGUGACUGUCAUCAUGAAAUUUCGCCGUGGCUCAGCAUGCGUGCUGUGCGCGGGUUCGAACUGCAGGACAUGCUGCUGUUUGCGCGACAGCUAAAGACUCCUCUACCCGAAACGCUCGUAUAUCAUUGUUACGUACAGCUCCUUCGCGGUCUUGAGUUCCUGCACAACAAUGGUAUUUCGAAGAUGGAUAUUCAGCCCGUAAACGUCAUGGUCGACGCUGAUACUACCAAAGCCGAGAUCACCGGCCUUCCAAACUUUGUAUGGAUCGAUUUUGGUGGAUGCAAAGACAACAUCGACGCCGACAACGCCAAGAUUCAACGUGGAAUCUUCUAUGACUUUAUACACAGACUCGCUAUCCAGUUACACGUCUGUGAAUGCGAGAUUGAAGAUAAGGGUCGUCUGCAAGUGGAUCUCUGCAAACAACAUGAUCGUCUGUGGCAAGGAUUCGUUCGCAUCAUGCAGAUGAGUAAGAGUACCAUUGGACACGAUCCGAUUAGCGUACUAUAUAAGAAUGACACUGAACUGAAGGUCGGUGGCCGCCUGUUCAAUAUGGUCGAAACGAAGCGUCGUUAUAUCCCACAGUUUGAUCAGGCGAUCAUCAAGGCACUGAUGGAUCACACGAUCGCGUACACCCCCACAAUGAGAAACAAGUUCCCUGUGGAAAAGGACGUUGAGCAGGCUAUCAAAGAGUUCAGCCAAUUUGUUUCAUGA
This is a messenger RNA of Periconia digitata, 1131 nucleotides long. The record is from the annotation of a GenBank genome assembly. NCBI's taxonomy places the organism in Eukaryota, Fungi, Ascomycota, Dothideomycetes, Pleosporales, Periconiaceae.